CUUGUUACUCACUGUCACAUAUGCCACUAAAGGACUAGAACCAGUUCUUGGAGUAUAAGUCUGAUUUACAUGUGGUCAAGAAGAGGAUGACUGAGAAGAAUCAAACCUCAGAGAUCUACAUGCUGACUGGGGAGAAGGAACAAAUGGAGUUUGAUGAAGUUGCAGUUUAUUUCUCGGAGGAGGAGGAGUGGGGCUGUUUAACUGAAGAACAAAAAGAGCUUUAUAAGGAUGUGAUGAUGGAGAAUUACCAGACCCUCAGGUCUCUAGGUAAUAAUUUAUAUAACUCUACAGGAAAUGGGACAAAGAGGAAAACACAUAUAAGUGAUACAUAA
Molecule: messenger RNA, 332 nt
Organism: Bombina bombina (fire-bellied toad)
Lineage: Eukaryota; Metazoa; Chordata; Amphibia; Anura; Bombinatoridae
Product: zinc finger protein 566-like
Exons: 2
Coding region: 87-332 (81 amino acids)
Biological process (GO): regulation of DNA-templated transcription
Source: RefSeq, a predicted model, not a curated record